This is a messenger RNA of Lindgomyces ingoldianus, 1192 nucleotides long. RefSeq names its product Thioesterase/thiol ester dehydrase-isomerase. The record is from RefSeq and is a predicted model, not a curated record. Bases 169 to 1155 code for a protein of 328 amino acids. The transcript has 2 exons. NCBI's taxonomy places the organism in Eukaryota, Fungi, Ascomycota, Dothideomycetes, Pleosporales, Lindgomycetaceae.
CCCAUCUUGGCCCUCAGAGGCAACCACACAAAAACGGUCGUUCGGAAGCGGAGCCGAGGCAAUUCGCAUUCCCGAACGCAGGUCCGAGCGCCUCUGACGUUCGUUCACCGCAAUCUUUCAACAUAAACUCGGCCGCGCAUUUACGAGGCGAUCGAGUGGCUGUGUUUGAUGUGGGCGACCAGGAGUCCCGGCGUCGCAAGGUCGACCUUUUGCAGGUAUGGUAUCAGGAAGAAUUUUUCACCGCUCCGGAAGGGUAUAAUAAGAGGGCCGUUGGGACGCCCAUUUGCACUCAGACCGAGAAAUUGGUCUGAGAGGAGAUUACUUGGGACGAGCACCACUCAAGACACAUCAACCUCAACAUCGACACCCCCGAACAACUCCGAACGCACCACCCAAACCCCCCAACAGCCACAACCCCCAAAACGCAAACCCCUCUGGAUCCGCAUUCCAACAUUCCUCGCCCUCAGCGCCUUCUUCUUCGGAAUCGGGUUCACCAUGACGGCCUCGCCCGCCCUCCCAACCGCGCAAGCCCUCCUAUCACCUCCCUCCGACGCUGAAACCCUCACAAUGUUCACGCCCGACAAUGAACAACACCAGGAGAUCGAGAAAUUCAUCUUCACCCACCCUCUAACGCAACGCCUGACCGAAGACGCGAAAUACAUCGCAUCGCGCCCGCAUCUCAAGAUCCCGCCAAACAUGCGCGCACAGAACCUCACUGGCGGGACGCUCCUGGGGGAGGGUAAGAUUGCGGUGCCGCCAUUGCAGUUUACUACCGCCGAUGGCUCAGAGUUUGCAUCAAUUCAGUAUUUGGGUCCGGCGUUGUGCGGGUACCCGGGGAUAAUUCAUGGGGGGCUUCUGGCGACGUUGUUGGAUGAAGGGCUUGCGAGGUGCUGCUUUCCAGCGCUUCCGAAUAAAGUCGGGGUUACGGCGAGUCUGAAGAUCGAUUAUAGGAGACCGGUGUUGGCGGAACAGUAUGUGGUGUUGAGAGCCGAGACGACGAAAGUGGAGGGGAGGAAGGCGUGGGUGAAGGGUUGGUUGGAGACGCUGGUUGAGGAGGGCGAAGACGAGAAGCCGGUUGUGCUAGUUGAGGCUGAAGCGCUGUUUAUUGAACCUAGGCAGGCGGCCAGUAUGGCCAAGGUGUAUUCUGCAGCGUGAUGUGCAAGUAAUUCGUUUAAGCGCUUGGAAAUCGGAG